AAGCCAUGAAUGCUGUCGUGAACUAGUAUGUGGUGACCAUUCUUCGAGUUUCCAUCUGUGAUGUCUUUCACAAGGACCAUUUUCCAGGGAAGUACAGCGACAUUUCAUUUUAGCCAUCUAUUUCGCAACUGUUAAAAAUGAAGGACCAUUUUCUUUAUAAAUCUUCAUCAGCAUUGAACACCUAUCUGCCAGUAUAAUUCUCUUUGUUUCAAACUAUGGCUGCUAUUCGAUAAUAGUUAUCAACUGCAAAUUUUGUAUCACAUAAGCAUGUUUGCAGUCUACUUCUUGUCACUGUUUUUGUUUUUUAAUCUCUUUGCAUUUCAGUAUAAAUCUUGCUGUUGGCCAAAGAUGUGCUAGAAAAUGGUCUUUUACCAAAACGUCUCGCAUAUUAAAGAAUAUUUUAACAGCAGCCUACAGUGUUACAUGAUGUAAUUUUGAAAAUUUGUCAGAACUGUGGAACAGAAACGACAUGAAAUAUUUUGGGAAUAUCAGUAUAUUUGAAUUCACAAUAAACUGCGUAAAAAUUAGUAAUUUAUGAUUGCAUAAUAUUCUGGUUUUAUCUACUAAUUUGAACAAAACACACCAAAAAAAUAAAAACAUAACUAAUCCGCAUGUAAGCAACUCCUGACAUGUUUUGUAUAAUAUAUUAAUGCACUUACAGCAACGCGGUUUCUUUGCCAUGCUGAGAAAUUUUCACUUUUUGUCACGGGGCGGACUUGGAGAUUUCAAGGCUAUUAACGGCAGUAGCAAUCAUUGGCUGUUGACUGCACCGCUAGAAUAUCUGCAUGCAUGUUGUAAGAAAUUGCACUUCGCAAGACGGACAUAUAGUAUAUGAUCAUAAACUCUUCCCUAUGUUUUCAUCAUGAUCUUGCAACAUUUAUUAAGAGUGUUUCGCAUACCUAUGUGCCAGAAUUUUAAGGCAUGUGACUUCGGAAAGAAUUUACGCGAUUAUUGAAGCAGGUAGGUCUGUUACUGAGGAGUAGUUAAUAAGUCUACAAGCUUUCUGCACAUUUGAAGUCACUUAUUCCCUGAUAUGGGUUCAUCUAAACAUAUUCAUUCUUUCUCAUCAUCAGGUUCCGAAAUAUAUCCUGGCACAUGCUAGUUUCAUUCUCAGGUUGUAUUCACAUACAAAGUUAUCUUUCACCAUGAAUUGCUUUUAUUACGUGAACAUUACCAAAUCUGACAGAAAGAUUGCACCAUUUUCCAAUGCUCCCUCAGUGUUUCCGCACCAGCAGCAUCGUACUCCAUCGACUUUGAACUGGUCUUAUGAAGGUAACUUGAAUCGGGAAGAAGUAAUAGUUAAUUUGAUGAUGGAGAGGAAUGUGUGUGUCUGGCGUUAGAGGGGACGGGAGAAUAAACUCUAGUAAACCGGUCAAAGUGCAUUUACGUUGUAGUUACUACAAGUAGACAUGUAGGGAUGUAGACAUUAGAGAGCUGCAGCAAAGAAAUCUUCGACCUGAAGACCGAAACAAGAACAAAUUCUGAAAUGCCUUGAACUGCGAGUAUUUAAGCAGAUUUAUGCAAAAUGGAGCUGUUAUAGGCAUCUCUUUGAGCCGCUGUAGUCGAUACGAUUCCCACACAUUGCAAUACAAUCCUUGCGCCAGUAAACUAAGCUACAAUGCACGAAUAGGUUGGUUUAAAUUGUGAAACAUUCGGCGAUAAAUCGCAACUGAAAAACUAUGCUUCUUUUGCAGCAAAACUACUCAUUACUGUCUGCCUUUCGAUUUUUUUGAAAAUUAAUUCACUGCCAUUUGAAAGAUUGAGCCUUUUUUUGUACAUUGCAAUGGAAACUAGAAAUUUGGGAAAUGAAACAAGUAUGAAUAUUUACGAUAAAUUCUCCACAUAAUGUAAAGACACUGCUGAAAGACUGAGUUGCAGCAAGGGAAUAACUGCAGACUAUUACAGCAGUGGACCAGAGCUGAUACUUUUUUACUAUGUCCAUAUGCUUAACAUAGCAACGAAGAUGCAUUUUAAAAUAUAGUGCUGGAGCAUACAUAUCUCCACAACGUAUGUGACACAAAGGAAAAGAGAAACUGUAAACCACAUAAUAGUUUUAAAACAAUGAAUUACUUCAAAAACGCUUCAUUCAUAAGAAAGCCACCAAGAAUGGUCGCUACCCCCUAUCGCUCCAUUAACGGAUACCGCUACCGUACUUGUUACAAGUUAGAUAUUCAUUUAAAAUCCAAGUCCGGUUGCAGGUGUAGUUGACACUAAUAAAGACUUCUCUGCUCAUCAAUCCAAAAUACGCAAUAUCGAGUGGCGUUACUUGUCCCUUCUUGUUUCUGUACCGCUUACCGAUGCUCCUUUGUGUCCAGUGGAGCCAACGGUCAGCUGUGAUGUCACGUGACUCCCGUCGUGAUCGUAAUCUAUCGUUGUAUUAACGUGAAAAACAUACGCGUUGUUGAAGUUACGUCCUGUAAGUAUCUACAAAUAGUUGGGUAAUCAAUAAGGAGGAAAAUUGUGUUCUGUGGUAAUAGAUUUGACAUCACAAAAACUAGAUCGAUCUCUCGAUGUUCGCUAAUGCAAAAUGCCGGCAACCUAACUACAAAGGGGCGAAACAAGACGAAGAUGUUAACUGCCCAUGUAUUUAAUUUUCGUAGUGGUCUACACAGCGACAAUUGCAAUAUAGAGUAAGACAGAAUUACAUAUAAAUUAAAUUUUCUUCGCCCGAAGACUCGAUGGUAGUUAUAAUAUCAUAUACGCAGUGGUGCCCAAGUUUAGUGUUGGCUCAUUUCACAGUCAUUCACGGCAGAAUGUGAAACACUGACAUAAAAUGUGCAGUGGCUUAAUAUCUUUUUUCUUAUUUUUUUAAAACUUUGUGAAUUUUGCCAAUAGUAACAUACCCUUUCCAGUAAAAUGAACAAAAACACGAUAGACCAGCAACAAUACUUUUCAGAGCCUACCGCAUGUUUAAUUUUGCGAACUGGAUCAAACGAAGAUACAACCGAUAGCAAUCGAAAGAUAACUUAAACAAGAAAAUAUUAUGUUUUCGAUCUUUUUAUUAGCAACUAAUCCUAUGCAGCUGCGGGCCGACCGUUGUUUACCUGACUGCAGAAAUAAGAUUAGGCAUUGGAGUAGAUGACUGGUGAGAGCGGAUUAUCACGAGGAACACAGAUUUUUUUCAGUAGUAAGCUAUAACUGUGUGAGGACGGUGUUUUGUAUAUCUAGUAUCGUUUCGGUGCUGGUAAAACAUAGACUUUCAAAAUUAUGACGAUAAAAGGUUCUAGAACAAUGAGUAAUUACAGUUGCUUCCAUGGAAAGCCAAAUAAUAUUGUCAGGACGAUGUUAAAAUAUCUCAGUUGAUCAUUAAAGCAUAGUUGACGAUUUGAUGUUUGGGAAAUUUCUGAACACUUACGGUAAAGACAAUCGGAAAAUACGCCGUGCCUUAUGGAAGUUAUUUGUCUGACUUCAUAAACAUUUACAAACAACGUAAGAUUUCGUGAAAUAACUUAUGUAACGGACAGGAGUUAUCAGAAGCAGCUACGUCGAAAGAAUAAAUUGUAAUAUUAAACAGAAUUGUUUUUAACUUGCACGUUUUUGUGAUGAACGGUAUCUAGAGGUGUCGAAUAGUUACUCUAUUUUUUAUGAACUUUCUUCGCAGGCAGUGUAUAUAUUCUGCAUAAUCCUCAGCGGGAAUACACAAAACAAAUAUGCUUCAAUACUCAGAACAGUCGUAAAUUGGUUUCUUGUCAGAUGUGUUACAGAAUUUCUUCACGAGCGUGAGUGUCAUACUGCAGCUCGGAUGAAAGAAUCGUCAGAAAGGGUUGUUUAAGGCGCAGGAGCACGACAGUGUAAGUGCACAGAAUGCUGCGAAAUAAAAAGUGAAUGCUGCCUCCUUAAUGCAAGAAAAAUCGAUUUUUUUUCGCAAGGGAGGAAUUAACAACAUUCCUCCGCUCGACAUCUUUGCCAUCGCAUUUCGCUUUCGUUAAGAUUAUAGAUAGUGAGAAGACGUUGCUAUUAACAUUAAAUCGUUGUGCCUUUCGUUCGAUGGUUUCCGUAUGCUUACAAACAGGACAAUAAAAUUUCAAAGAUUGUUCAUUUUGAAGAGUCUUUGUCGAAAAUAUGUUAUCUAACGGUGGUAGUUCACGUUAUCACAAAUAUACUUCAGAAGUCUCCGAAUUUAAAAUAUGAAGCAGUCUUGAAAUUGUUGUUGAUAGAAUUUUAUAAGGUAAGUGAUAAACACAGCUUCAGCAUCAGUUAGGAAUACGUGGUUACGCUAUGUGCAGUGUGAGAGACUGUUUCCGUGAUUGGUUACCCAGGGGAUUAUGGUGGCACAGGACAGUGGCAGGAAGAUGGCGUCUAUGCGGUAGUGCUAGCAUUUUCAUUGAAUUAAGAUAUGGACAAAGCUCACUCAUUUUUCAGCCCGAGUUUUUAGUUAGUUAUUCACAAGUGCUGUCCGUCUUAGUACGUACAUACGCUAUGAGUUUCAGUGAUACUUUGCGUUCUGGAUUGUCUCCGGACUUUCGUUAAUGUGUUUCGGUUCCUGGCUUCCACUAACCAGCACAUAAUAAAUUAGUAUAGUUUUUAGAAUCGUUAAAGCAUUGUGUUGGCUGUUAUAAGUAUCACGUUAGACAGUGGUUGUUCAUACAAUUAAUGGAUUGGAACGUACAAGAGAAUUUACUCAGAAACGAACUACAAUGUUUACAAAUACAGUUUUAAAUAGUUUGAUUUCACUUCCUCGCUAGCCAGGAAAAAUAAAAAGAAAAUAUGGAAGAUAAGAAUCCAGAACGGAAGAUAAUGGUUUUUCGGCCAACCUAUGAGGAAUUUAAAGAUUUCUCAAAAUUCAUUGGCUACAUGGAAUCACAAGGCGCCCACAAAGCCGGCGUUGCUAAGAUCAUACCACCACCAGAAUGGGUGCCACGAAAAUCGGGAUAUAAUAUAGAUGAAAUUGAUUUGAACAUACCAGCUCCAAUCUGUCAGGUUGUUGAUGGAAAACCUGGUCUUUAUACUCAAAUCAAUGUACAGAAGAAAGCAAUGACUGUUAAGGAAUACAGGGAUCUAGCUUGCAGUGAUAGUUACAAUACACCAAAGCACAGCGAUUAUGAAGAGCUCGAGAGCAUGUACUGGAAGAAAAUAAUGUAUGGUUCACCAAUUUAUGGAGCAGAUGUCUCAGGCUCACUAACAGAUAAAGAUGUUGAUGUGUGGAACAUAAACCAUCUGGGAACCAUAUUAGAUUAUGUGAAUGAGGAUUACGGCAUUAGCAUAGAUGGAGUUAACACCGCAUACUUGUAUUUUGGAAUGUGGAAAACCACCUUUGCAUGGCAUACAGAAGAUAUGGAUCUCUAUAGUAUUAACUAUCUCCAUUUUGGGGCACCAAAGACAUGGUAUGCCAUCCCACCAGAGCAUGGUCGCAGGUUUGAGCGUCUGGCAACAGGAUUUUUCCCUGAGGCUUCAAAAAGCUGUCCUGCCUUCCUGCGGCACAAAAUGUCUCUAAUAUCUCCGAGAGUAAUGAGAAAGUACUCCAUUCCGUUCAAUAAAAUUACUCAGGAAGCAGGUGAAAUCAUGAUAACGUUUCCAUACGGAUACCAUGCAGGUUUCAACCAUGGUUUUAACUGUGCAGAGUCAACAAAUUUUGCCACUCCCCGUUGGGUGGAAUAUGGAAAGAGGGCAUCUCAGUGUCACUGCAGGGAGGACAUGGUGAAAAUCAGUAUGGACACAUUUGUGAAGCGUCUCCAGCCAGACCGCUACCUCCUUUGGCUACAAGGGAAAGAUGUGGGUCCCCACCCCGAGGAUCCCUCGCGAAACUACGCUGCACCUCCACCCACGCAGCGUGAAGUCCUUGCAAACAAAAAUAUUUUGUGCCACAGCAAUGCCGACAUGCCGCAGAAUGUGCUCAUGAACAUUCCGAGAGCGAAGACCCACCACCGCAAGAAGGUGUCUCCCGGCAGUGUUACAGAGUUGCCUUCCGACCUAGAAGACUUGGACGGUCUCGAGUAUCCACACGACCUACCUUCAGAGGUAAUCAGGAUAGCGGAGGAGAUACGCAAUGAAGAAAUCGACUUAAUGGAUGAGAAGACAUUUGAGGUCAUGCAGGAUGUGUGGCUGAAAGCUGGAGAGAUGGAUAUAACAGAGACACUCUUAUAUGAGGAAGAGCUCCGCAAGAAACGCAAACGGAGGCGAAACAGUGAACACUGCAGCCCGACAAAGAGGCUGAGCAAUUUGGAGGAAGACGAAAGCUGCGAAGACAGUCAGCACGAACUUCAGUCGCAACAAGAAGGUGCAAGGACGAAGAAAUGCAAACAUAAGAGGCACCACCAUCACCAUCACCGUCACCAUCACCGCCACCGCGACAAGUUACAGUUGGACUUCAGCCCGGAGGAGCUGGAGGAGGCGGGCAUCCCGGAUGCACUGCUCCAGUACCUGGCUGCCGAGGAAGGGGAGGGCGUGGCAGCCGCGGAGCUCGAAUCGAAGAGCCGGCCACCCAAGUUGAAGCGCCACCCCGUCACGGUGACGGAGAAGCGCUGCAUCGACGAGUACUUGGAGCUGAUAGACCGCCACUACGAGGAGGCUGCAGAGAAGAGGUUGUCUGCGGCCGGUGGAAGCGGGCCGUCGCUAACGCGGAUCGUGGAAGCGCUCCGGCAGCCACAGCGUGGCCCGUCGCAGCCGGCUGGCGAGUCUGCCAGUACUGACUGUCAUAACAAGAGCAUUAAGAGUGAAGAUGCAGAUUUUACAGCUGAGGACAUGAAUGCUGUACAUGGACUUCUGAAUCUGCAGUCGAAGAAUACAUCACCGGUGUUGACGACUGAGCAUGUGCCCUCUGCAAGCGCAUUAGACGUGGAAUGCCCCAUCCUGGAUAGCCAAGUCCCAAGUGUUGGAGCCACUGUCGAUGUCACGACAGGGUCUUCACCAGUGAAGGACGUCAAACCAUCAAAGGUUUUAAUUGUGAGGAAUAUUGGUACAGACCAGGAUGGUACGGGCAGGUAUCUGAAACUUGCCAAUACUUACGUACCAUUUAAAAUGGAACCGUUUGACGGUGGCAAGUUCGUGGUGAUACAGCCGCCCAGAGCAUCACAGGAGUCAGUGAGCCACACACUUGGCCAGCAGCAGCCACUGCCUCUAACAUCUCCAGGACAAAACUUCGACGCCCAGUCACAAACUAGGGUUGUUGUGCAAAGGUCAUCUGUGCCACCUUUCCCCAGCAAAACACCGUUCCAUGUUCAGGUAAAUAUUGGCAAGAACAACAUGUUCAUGUGCAAUGUGGAGACUGGUGAAAUCCGCCCUCUGGGCCAAACGGAGGACAGCUCCUCUGCGAGCCGGCAGGCCGGUUCGCUCUCCCACUUUGCUGCAACCGCUCGGCAGCCACCGCCACAGCAGCAGCAACAGAAACUCGGCUGGCACGCUGCCACACACGUACACACAGGGCCACCCAGCCAGAAGGUGGUAAAGUUGCUGGGGGAGUUCAUUCUGCCAAAGAUCGACGUCGCAAAGCAGCCUGCUGACGCCAAAAAAAUGAUGUAUCUACUGCCGCCAAAUGGUGGUUCCGUUUCACCGAAUGUCAACCAGAGAGCAGACUCUGCUGGCGAGAGCACACGGCCUGGCACGGUGGGUGUUUCAGAGCCCAUCCAGAACAAUACGUUGAAGCAGUUGUUGGCCUACCGUCCCAGUGCGGGUGCGAAGCCCACUUCCGGAGGACAGAGCAGAGAAGACGGUGCUCCUACUGCGAAUUUUACUUCUGGAGGACAGAUCAGAGAAGGCAGCGUCUCUGCUGUGAAGCCGGCAAAUGUCGGAGUGAGUUCAGAACGGAGCAGACAGCUCAGAGCUCUCAUCAAGCUGUUGGGACCCACAGCCAAUCUCAAGAAUGAAGCAAUACUGAAGAGAAUCAGUCAAGCUCUGUCACUAGCAAGAGCGAGAGCACGAUCAGAAGACAGUCCAAAUUCCAAAGGUAGUGCAAUGUCAAAGGCUGGGGCAUGGAGGAAAGGAGCACCUCCUGAUCGCUCCCUAGACAGAGUUGGAACUUGCGCAUCAGAAGGCGGUAAAUCUAGUCGCCCAGUCUCUGGCAGAUUUUCAGAAUUCGCAGUUCCUAGCAGUGUCGACAGUCAAUCAGGUGACGCGAAGCAGUGGAGACGUGCUACAGCAUACCGGCAGCAACGUAAGCGUGGCAGCAGGCUGAACGGCGUGGGCCCAUCCGGUCGGCCUCCGAGGCCGCCCGUCCGUCCACCGAUAUCUGCCCGCAAGAAUCUGAGUCCCGCCGAUCAGCAGAAGCUUAUAGAACUGCAAAAAGUGCUGGAUGACUUUGUGGAGAAUGUUAUCCUCGAGAAAGGUGACAACCCCAAAAGUGAAGAGAAAUUGGGAAACGACCAGGCAGCCGUGUCGACACCUCCCGACGGUGCCGUUAAGGUGAAAGGGGAACGGUGCGCUGGUGGGAGAGAGUGUGUUCUCCCGGGGCAGGAGAAGAGCGACAGGAAGCGGGAGCAGUCGGUAACACUGUACGCGGCAGCCGAAGGCGCGCCUCUGCCGUCGUGUACGCUGACAAAGGUCAGUGUCAAACCGAAGGAUGAGAAGGUGCUGUUCAAGUACGAGCAGUCGGUGACGCCCGGAUCGGGAUCCGCACCCGGCUGCGGCACGGCUCGCCAGGUGUGUCGCCCCGACCUGGUGAGGCCACUGUCGGUCGCCAUCACGAGACUCCCCACGACGGUCGCUUCGGCAGCUGCCGGCAGUGGCAGCUCCAGUUCACCUGCCCCGCUGCUGGUGCCGGCAGAUGAGGAGCCGGCCUGCAACAGUCCUAGCAGCGAACCACCCCAGCUCUCUCCCGAAGGUCCUGGCUUCAUGAAGGAGAUGCAGCACUCGGCACCGGCAGAUAUGGCCCUGGAGCGUGCUUUCAAUGCAUACUGGAGCGAACAGUACCCACACUGUUCCCUGUGCACUGUUUUGCUGCACACAAAGUGCUGUUCAGGUGACAUUAACUUAGAUGAAUGGAAGAACAGUCGGACAGUGACGAAACCAUAUGUGAGUCCAGUAUGGUUUCCAGAGCGUAGUAAGGAGAUGGAGUCACGGCGCUUCUUCGACUCCCACACAGGUGUGAAGGUGCUGCUGACAUGUAUCGAGUGUCAGCUGUGCGUGCACACGACGUGUUACGGCACCAGUGAGCAGCUCCCAAGUGCAGCGGGCAACAUACGUGGCAACUGGCGCUGUGAGAGGUGUCUCUUCGGCUCCCUCGGUUCGGUGUGUUCGCUAUGCAGUAUGCGUGGCGGAGCGUUGCGUCGCACCGAGACGGGGGCCUGGGUGCACCUGCUGUGUUCAGCCGCUCUGCCCGGCGUGCCAUUCCACGAUGCUCUGGAUGUGAGGGGCAUCAGUCUGUAUGCCAGGCAUCUGGAUUGCAAGUACUGCGGAGUGCGCGCAGGGGCGUGUGUGCGCUGCUGCCACGAGGGCUGCAGCGCCACGUUCCAUGCCACCUGCGGCCUGCUGGCGGGCGCCCGAUUCGGGCUGCGUGUGCCGCCCGACUGCCGCAGCGUGCUGGAGGCGCGCUGCCGGAGGCACGCCCGCAAGGCGUGUGCUUUGGAAACGGGGCAGGCGGUGGUGGUGUGGGUCGGGGGCAGCUGCUUCGCCCCCGGGCACCUCACCCGCAUGUCGGUCAGACCGCUGCUCAAGGUCGCCCUGCCAGAUGGCAGACUCCUCCACGAGGUCGACCCGUCCGCCAUACUCAGCCGGGACUGCUCACGCCUUGGCACACCUCUUCUCAACUCUGAAGUGGAUGUCUGGCUGAACGGAAUGAGGUGUUCAGCAACCUUUCAGGGUGUGACAAUCAAGCAGGAGUUUGACGUUGUUCUGAACAACUCAGAGAAGAGAACAUUCAGACACGAAGAACUUUUUCGCGUUAAGGAUGAGAAUUUGUGAUAACUGGCUUGCCUAGUUUCCAGUUUGUGAGCAACUGCCAGCUUCCAUCUCCUGUCAGCCGUGCCCACGCGUGGCCAUUCCACCGAGGAGUGCUCUCUCUCUCUUCCCUCAGAUUUAGCCGAAACUUCCAGUUUUUGUAGCAUUAGUAGCUCAUAAGUUCUAUUGGCACUUUGUGAACAUUCUAUUGUAAAUAUUUACAAAACAGUGUGAAUUUAUUUUGUUCUCAAAAAUGCGAUUGGCGUCACUGUGAGAGCCACAUAACACGUGCUCUGAUCGCGACAGAAGGUGGUCGAUCGCUCGACGAUUGAUGUUGUGUCUCAGAGAAACUGUACAAUCCUGCUUCCAUAUAUUUUGUGUUAUGUAUAGAUUUGAGUGAGUUCUUAAGUUUUUUUUUGUCUCUAGAGACUGAGUUGACACAGACUAUUAGUGUGGAACUGUCUGUUGGAGUACAGCCGUGAUUAUAGUUUCACUUAGAUUCACUGAGUUGCACUGUAAACUGGCAGCGUUUUAUUUGACAUUUCUUGUCAUUACAACAAAAGCACCAUUAAAAAAGUUUUAAAUAUGGAGGAAAGAAAGAAA
Molecule: messenger RNA, 10413 nt
Organism: Schistocerca gregaria
Lineage: Eukaryota; Metazoa; Arthropoda; Insecta; Orthoptera; Acrididae
Product: lysine-specific demethylase 4C-like
Exons: 30
Coding region: 4708-9834 (1708 amino acids)
Biological process (GO): chromatin remodeling
Cellular component (GO): nucleus
Molecular function (GO): histone H3K9 demethylase activity; histone H3K36 demethylase activity
Source: RefSeq, a predicted model, not a curated record